Molecule: messenger RNA, 2383 nt
Organism: Pararge aegeria (speckled wood butterfly)
Lineage: Eukaryota; Metazoa; Arthropoda; Insecta; Lepidoptera; Nymphalidae
Product: facilitated trehalose transporter Tret1-like
Exons: 10
Coding region: 237-1751 (504 amino acids)
Biological process (GO): carbohydrate transport; transmembrane transport
Cellular component (GO): membrane
Molecular function (GO): sugar transmembrane transporter activity
Source: RefSeq, a predicted model, not a curated record
GAAGACUUGCAUAUAUCACCAGUACAUACUGAACAGUCGAGGAGGGAACACGUGCACUGUGUUACAAAAUGCACGAAAAAAUACGCGCGUAACUUUUAGUGAUUUAAAUAAAAAAAUAAGUGAUCUAACUAUGUGAUAUAUUACUUAAUUCUUUUUUAUAUCUUAAGUAAAUAACUACUGUGAUAUAUUGUGGUGGACUUUAAUAUUCUGAUAGUUAUUAAUAAAUUAAAUUAAAAAUGGCCAGUGAAAAGAGCGAUUCCACGCCCUUCAUUAAAAAUGGCACAUCGGCGAUCGUCACAAAGACUUCGGCGAAAACUACGAAACCAGGCAAAGAAGGUAGAGGGAAAGCGUUAAGACAAAUCCUCGCUGCGUUCGUAGCUAACUGGGGGACCGUUAACACGGGCAUGGCGUUCGGGUUCUCCGCCACCGCUCUACCUCAGCUGCAGGAUCCUUCUUCAAGUAUACCAGUCACAGAUAGUGAAGCAAGUUGGAUUGCAAGUUUGAGCUCGGCUGGUACACCAAUCGGCUGCAUACUCAGCGGCUACCUCAUGGACACAAUUGGACGCAGGCUCACCCUUAUCGUCACAGAAGUGCCACUUAUCAUAGGAUGGAUCCUGGUUGCCUGUGCUCAAAACGUUCCUAUGAUUUAUGUCGGUAGGUUACUAGUCGGUCUCGGCUCAGGCAUGGUGGGCGCUCCAGCUAGAGUGUAUACUUGCGAAGUAUCUCAGCCUCAUCUUCGCGGUAUGCUUGGUGCCAUGGCGUCUGUAGGAGUAUCUACUGGUGUUUUAAUACAGUACAUAAUAGGCAGUGUGACGUCAUGGAACAUCCUAGCUGGUUUGAGUGCUACGGUGCCGAUACUAUCGCUGUUAGGGAUGCUGUUCUUACCGGAAACGCCCAACUACCUCUUGACCCAGGACAAAACAGAGAAAGCAGAGAAAUCCCUCGCAAAGCUGAGAGGGUCAACUUGUGACUUGCAGGAUGAAAUACAGAAGAUGGUUAAUUUCAAAGAGAAGAAUCAUGUUGAACCUUUGAAGUCCCCGAAGGAGAUAAUAAAAGCGUUAUUGUCUCCGUCAGCGUUAAAGCCCUUUGGAAUCCUCGCUGUAUACUUCUUCAUAUACCAGUGGUGUGGAGUUAACACUAUCACAUUUUACGCCGUUGAAGUGUUUGAGGCAUCAGGUGCACAAUUCGACAAACACUGGCUUACGAUAUCCAUGGGAAUCUUAAGAGUGAUCUUUACAGUAGUUGGUUGCAUCCUUUGCAGACGAUGCGGCAGACGGCCACUGACUUUUGUUUCUGCUAUUGGCUGCGGCUCAACAAUGAUCACUCUGUCCGUGUACCUCUACUACGUGCAGUACUGGAAGGAUAACAACCUCCAGCCCCAACACUCCUGGAUCCCUGUGGCAAGCCUGUACCUCUUCACGAUAUUCUGUACUCUGGGCUACUUGAUCGUUCCAUGGAUCAUGAUUGGAGAAGUUUACCCCACUCAGGUGCGGGGUAUAGUGGGCGGUAUGACGACAUGCGCUGCUCAUCUGUCUAUAUUCUCGGUAGUGAAAACCUUCCCUUACAUGAAGAACGGCCUUCACGAUUACGGUGCAUUCGGGCUGUAUGGAGCUAUAUCUUUAGCAGGCAUGGCGUUCUUCUACGUAUUCCUGCCAGAAACUAAGGGAAGAACUCUUCAAGAAAUCGAGGAUUACUUCUGUGGAAGAACAAAAACGCUUAAGAAAGUUAACCCCCAAACUGAAACUGCAUGAAAUACUAAUGAUAUUGAAUAAGUAUUAAAAUAUACUAAAUCGUGUAAAUCGUAGAAGAAUCCUAGUGGGAUUACCUCAGCAGUUAUACUGAACUAACAGUCCGCCCAAAGUGUAGAAUAUACUAAGAAGUGUUACCAGGUUUUUUAAUUAACUAAAACAUUUUGGUUAAAUGAAAAUAAAAUAUAAAAGAUAGCGAGUGCAAACUAAGAGUUUCUAGAAAUAAAACUGUAUGAGAAAAAGCUACAGGUCCUAAAGCUAAAGCUAUGAUAUGUUUAAUAGCAUAAUUUAAAUAUCUGAGUUAUGAAUUUGUUGACCUAUAGAAUAUCGUCCAUUGUAAAUAAUUAUAUUGAACUGAACAAUGCAUUUGUUUAGAAAGAUUUAUAUUUUCUAUUCUUUCUCUACACCUUGAAAGAGAUAUAUUUAUCGGCGAACAUAUUUUGUAAUUCUGUUGUUGCUUAUGUCGAAUGCAAGUGUAGUUAUAAGAAAGUAUUAGUUAAUGUGUAUUUUUGUAUAUAGUAUAAAAAUAUUUACAAAAUGUAUAUAGAUACGGAGUACAAGUUAGGUACAAAUGGUGCCAUUUGAAAUAAUGAGAAUAAUUUAUUUUUAGAUGUAUUUAUGCUUAAUAUACAAAA